AACCAGCCUGGACCACUGAGCAGCGCAAGAUGCCGAAGCCCAGCCUUUUACUGCUCGCACUGUUACUAGCCCAGGGGUUCUGCCAGGAGCCCACCGGUGGCAGCGCCUACUGGUACCGAAGCUGCAAGGACAUCAAAGAGUUAAACAAGGACGUGAAGGAUGGGAUAUACGCCCUCGUCACCAACGACAAUGAGAUGUACCACACCUUCUGCGACAUGACGACCAACGGCGGGGGCUGGACGCUAGUGGCCAGCAUCCACGAGAACAAUAUGUACGGGAAGUGCACGGUCGGGGACCGCUGGUCGAGCCAGCAGGGGAACUCCAUUAAUUACCCAGAGGGAGACGGCAACUGGGCAAACUACGCCACCUUCGGACAAGCGUCAGGAGCUACCAGCGACGACUACAAGAACCCAGGUUAUUAUGACAUCCCGGCCAAAGACUUGAGCCUGUGGCACGUGCCCAACCUGACCCCGCUUUCAAAGUGGAAAGAAGCAGCUCUGCUGAGAUAUCGCACGGAAAAUGGUUUCUUAUCCACCGAAGGAGGGAACCUCUUCCAUCUGUAUAAGAAAUACCCAGUGAAGUACAACACCGGCAGCUGCUUGACCAACAACGGACCUGCUGUGCCAGUCGUGUACGACGUUGGAAACGCAGAGAAGACGGCCAACUACUACUCCCCCAAUGGAAAAAAUGAGUUUACUGCCGGAUACGUCCAGUUCCGAGUUUUUAACACCGAAAGGACCGCGCAGGCUCUGUGUCCAGGGAUGAAAGUGACCGGGUGCAAUACUGAACACCACUGCAUCGGAGGAACCUUCUUCCCGGAGGGGAACCCCAUCCAGUGCGGGGACUUCGCCUCCUACGACUGGAACGGGUACGGGACGCGAAUCGGCUGGAGCUCCAGCAAGGAGAUAACCGAGUCGGCGGUGCUCCUUUUCUACCGCUAACUCGGACGCGACCAGGAGCUUCGGGCUCUUUGUGUAAUAAAAGGAAACGUUGAGAACUAUC
Molecule: messenger RNA, 1002 nt
Organism: Spea bombifrons (plains spadefoot toad)
Lineage: Eukaryota; Metazoa; Chordata; Amphibia; Anura; Pelobatidae
Product: intelectin-1-like
Exons: 7
Coding region: 30-941 (303 amino acids)
Molecular function (GO): oligosaccharide binding
Source: RefSeq, a predicted model, not a curated record